Molecule: messenger RNA, 1978 nt
Organism: Thalassophryne amazonica
Lineage: Eukaryota; Metazoa; Chordata; Actinopteri; Batrachoidiformes; Batrachoididae
Gene: bmb
Product: brambleberry
Exons: 13
Coding region: 117-1889 (590 amino acids)
Source: RefSeq, a predicted model, not a curated record
UUUUUCAGCUGUGUGAGUUCAGACGAGUUCUUUUGUCCGGUAACGAGGCUUCCUCGAAACAAAACAGGUGAGGGCGCUGUCUCACCAAAAUACAAAUAAGAACCUCAGCAUUGGCCAUGAGUCGUGUCUUGAUCGGGUUGAUGAUCUGCAGCUGGCCUGUGGUCAGUGGCCUGUUUGAGUGGCUGAGGCGGACACAUCCGGAACCAGUGCCGCCACCGCAGUACCCACCAGUGUCUCCGGUGGCUCUGGCGAAGAACGCCCAGUUUGAAAUGACUACCACUGAUGAGAAGUUUUUGGCUGAAGUGAAGGAGAUAGAGCUCAGCCCAUUGGACAGCUGCCACUAUAAGGUGGUCUCCCGUCUGAAGUCGAGUUGCGACCGUCUCUCAGAGGAGCAGCUGGCGAAGCUCGGUGUGACCUUGCUGAACUGCCAGGCAGAGGUCGAAGGUCGGAGGACCUACCCAUGUACUGACGAAAUGACUAUUAAAGAGUGCACAACAGAUAUGGACUCCGACACGUGGAACGCGUACCACAUCGUUAGCAACAGGGCGCUCUCUGUGUGCUAUGCCGCCCGCCAGCAGCUCUUCCGGCGUCGCGCCGAGCACACGGUCAACACUCUGAUUUCCACAGCAGCCAGCCAGCUGGAUGCAAUGAAGGAGCUGAAGGAAGGGCAGCUGGAGCUGAGAGAACUAACUGCAGACUCCAUGAACAAGCUGCUUGCGGGGCACAGUGCCCUGCAGACCCAGCAGGGAAAACUGUUUGAGGGCCAGGAGCUCAUGGAUAGUUCACUGAAGGCCAAUUUGGAGCACCUGGGCCAGGAGAAGGCCCUCAUCGCCUCUGGACAGCAGCUGGUAGGAGAGCUCAUUCAGGACAUCACAAAGAAAAUGGAAAAUGUGAGCGAGCAUCUACAGAGCCACAGCUCGGAGGUGCAGGACAGCCACAGCGCCAUCGUCAAAGACCUCGCUGACGUCCGACACCAAGCUCAGGACAUCUACCAGAGAAUUGACCACAGCAUGUCCGAGUUCCUGCAGUACCAAGACCAGACCACGCAGUACUACGCUGACCUGAUGAGGAAGCUGGAGCGCAUGAACAACACGCUGGGAGUUGCGUUACGCUAUCUGGAUAACAUGCAGAGCCGCAUAGAGGAGCGGCUUCACGUGAUCCAGGCCUGGCUCGGCUCAGCGGGUUUGAGCCUUGCAGCCAUGUGGACGUGUCUCCUUCACACAGGAUACUUUGUCAUGUGUGCCAUCCUGCUCACCUUCUUGCAUUGUCCUGGUUUCUCCAGAGCCGCGCUGCUCCUCGCUGUCCCUCUGAACGCAGCAGCUGAGGUCAACCAGCAGCCGGCGCUAGAUCUGAGCAGCCUGACUCUGCUGCUGCUCACCCUGACCCUGGGUCAUUGGGUUGUGACUCAGCUGUGGACGUGCUUGCAGAUCAGCCCAAAGCUGGCGGUGCUGCUGCCGCCGCCGUGUGAAAUUGUGGCACCAGAGAAGCUGCCCGUUGUCUCGUCCACACCACGGAGAGAAGAAGAAGAUGGCUGCAGAGAAUCCAGCGAACUACUGGAUCAUGACAGUUUCAUAUCAGGUGACGUGGAGCCUCUGCUCGGGCCACGGUUUAUACCAACAAUCAGCAAACCCGAUCACUCCACUCCCUGGACGGCUCUGCUUGAUGAAACCCCACCCAGGAACCCCAGAGGAGCGACAGACUGGUGUGAUGUUUGGAAUGAUUCCCGAAGUGCAAGUCCGUCCCUGUCGGUACUCAGUAACCGCUCAGCAUCAGGACGCCAGCUGUGCAGCGCCGUCACGAAGAUCGGGAAGCCCUGCAAGAAGAGAGCCACAGCGGGGCAGGAGUACUGCAGAGUGCACGAAGGCGGCCACACCUCCUACAUGGACUGACUUCCUGUUAGCACUGUGACAUCACACCAGACUCCACCUUCCUGUGGUUUGUAGUAUUUUGAGCGGCUGGCGUAUUCCGCUGUCAACCC